AUGUCGCUCCUUCUCCUUCUCCUGAUGGCCUUCCGAACGUGUUCCACAUUGAGCACGUCAUCAUCAUCAUCCUUCUCGACAAGUACUGAAACUCCAUCGACUUCUCCUCCGAUUGCAACCAUUCCGACACGCCGCAAGUUUCCAAACUCGACAGAAAGAGCAACGAUCUAUCGGAUGAUGUUCGACGCGUCGGCUCGUUUCCGAACCGGUAACGAACGACAGACAUUUGAGAGAAACGAGACAUUUGCAGACAAUUACCGCAAGGCGCCGCUGCUGUUCGAGCAGGAUUGGGAGCUGUGCGACGAGACAUACCGAUGGCCAAGUCGGCAAUUUCUUGAACUCGUGUCAAAUUGUUUAUGUGUAUGCUUUUCAGAGUGCUGUUUGUGGCGCGACAAGAAGACGUUCGCGAGAGGCACGAUCGACUGCAACCACAUCAAAGGAGACGUGCUGCUCGAGAACGACUACGACGCGAACCUCUUCCAGGUCCCGUUUCGUCAAUCAACUCGUCUCGAAAUUGCGCUUUUCAGUCCUUCCUCGACAUCAUCCAAAUCCAGGGCAAUCUGGUGCUUCGCAACACUACGAUUGUCGCGUUCGGAGUGCCACACCUCUCCAGAAUUGGUUUCAACCUCUCGGAUCCCAAGAAGUUUCCGGCAGUGAUUAACGUCGAGAAUAAUCCACUGCUCGCGCAUUUUCGACUUCGACGACUCGACGAAAUCGUCAAAAAUGCCCGCCAAAAGUAUGGAAUUUUCAGCGGAAAUCCAAAACUGCACAUCGACUCGAAACAAUAUCAAAUUCUGAAGCAGUCCAGCAAUCACAGCGAUGACUUUGAGCAGUUCACAGAGCGACCCAGUUAGUGUUUUCUUUUGAAAUCUGAAACAGUACCCAAUCAAUCGAGAUUCAUAGUCACAUACAAACGACACGAGAGCUGGGAGUCGUAUCCGUACUGGAUUCUGGCGGCUAUGAUCUCGAUUGCACUCACUCAUCACUUUGUUAUGAUCGAAAUCAACGAGAGCCGCAUUCAGAAGAAGGACAUUGAAAUGAUAUCGGCGAUUCGGAAGAUGAGAGACGCAGUGUUGGCCGCCGAGUUACUGUAGGUCCGGGUCUUGAAACGAUAAUUGAGGUCCUUUUUUACAGACUUCAAACGCCAGACGACACUUUUCUGUCGGUAAGGAAAGUCCGGAACUACCGCACUCCUACAGUAACCCGAUUUGCAGUUCGAUUCGGAAGUUCUUCAUUUGUGUAGUGAACAAUUGGAUCUGAUUCGACAAAUUCAAGGGACUAUGGACGCGGAGCAAGGAAAUCAGUCGAAUUAG
Caenorhabditis sp. 36 PRJEB53466 is the source of this 1313-nucleotide messenger RNA. NCBI's taxonomy places the organism in Eukaryota, Metazoa, Nematoda, Chromadorea, Rhabditida, Rhabditidae. The record is from the annotation of a GenBank genome assembly.